Messenger RNA from Aspergillus pseudotamarii, 1989 nucleotides. RefSeq names its product PAN-complex poly(A)-binding subunit PAN3. The record is from RefSeq and is a predicted model, not a curated record. The transcript has 9 exons. Bases 1 to 1989 code for a protein of 662 amino acids. Gene Ontology annotation, biological process: protein phosphorylation; nuclear-transcribed mRNA poly(A) tail shortening; mRNA processing. Lineage: Eukaryota; Fungi; Ascomycota; Eurotiomycetes; Eurotiales; Aspergillaceae. Gene Ontology annotation, molecular function: protein kinase activity; metal ion binding; ATP binding. Gene Ontology annotation, cellular component: P-body; PAN complex.
AUGGCUUCCGCAGGGAAGCCUACCCUGGAUGACUCCCGCCGGGCGACGGGAUCACCUAAAAUGAAGGCACGAGAAAAUGCGAAAGAUACCCUAUGUCGAAAUGUGACCAUAUACGGUCGUUGCCGAUAUGAAGAUAAAGGAUGCGCCUUCAAUCAUGACCCGCAUAAAGUGAAUACAACAUAUCAAUCCGACAGUAGAAGACGGCUGAACGUCGACUCCCCGAGCUUUACACCCUCUCUACUAUCCUCCAACGGCUCUUCGCCAACUACAGCAUCAGUUACAGCGAAGAAAGCUGCAACAAUAUCCCCCAAAGCUGCUAAUGCAGCUCCCUUCCAACCAAGGAAUAUAACUUCACGAUCUAAUACCAGCACCCCGUCGGGUCGUGCUGAAACAAUGACGCCGGACUGGUCUGUGGCUGAAGUACAGGAAUUUGUGCCUCAGGGCUUCGAUACUACCCACUUGGCCUCUCUUCAAGGGAAUAGUAACGGUGGCGUUCCUUCGACGAGCCCGUUUGAUCCUUUUGUGACAGCCUCGAACCCCCUUUCCGCAGCUAGUGCGGUCGGUCCAGUCCAGGCAAACCCUUUUGCACAUGAUACUGCGGCGGCAGCUGCAGCACUGGGCGGCGCCUUUUUCGCCGGACAGUCUGGCUUCCAACAACCGGUCCAGUACCAUUUGUACGCUCCUAUUGGCCCUCAUAGCCAAAACACUCUAGGCUACCAACGGAAUGUUCAUGAUCUUUUCCUUCCCAAUGACUUCCGCGAGGAACUGCAGAAGAAAGCCGCAGCUACACUACAAACCUUGCCGAAUACCCAACUACCCGCUCAAGUCGAUUACUUCCAUUCCCUUGUCCCAUUGGAUCUAAAUCACCAAAAGAACGCAACCAUCUUUGGCUUUCCCAGUUGGGUAUACAAAGCGCAGUCCAGCAAAGAUGGCAAUUUCUAUGCUCUUCGAAGACUCGAAGGUUUUCGCUUGACAAAUGAGAAAGCGAUCCGAUCGGUUCAGGCGUGGAAACGAGUUUGUAAUGGAAGCGUGGUAACAGUCCACGAUGCAUUUACCAGCAGGAGCUUCCAAGACAGCUCGCUGAUCUUUGUCACUGAUUACCACCCUCUCUCCAAAACACUUGCGGAACAACAUCUGGGUGCUGGGAAUAGGUUUCAAGGUCGGCAUAAUACGCAUAUUCCGGAGCAGGUCCUGUGGGGCUAUAUGACCCAAAUCGCAAACGGCCUCAAGUCCAUCCACAGCAACGGGCUUGCCGCAAGGAUUCUUGAUCCUAGUAAAGUCCUCGUCACCGGCAAAAAUCGUAUUCGCCUGAACGCCUGUGCCAUCAUGGACGUGGUCCAGUAUGACACCCAGCGGUCUAUCGCGGACCUCCAGCGUCAAGACUUAGUUAACUUCGGACAACUCAUUAUGACUUUGGGCGCCAAUACGCCCAGUGUCAUGCAUAACCCGACCAAAGCUAUGGAGCAUUUCACACGUGCUUACAGUCCACAACUCAAAAAUUCGGUGUUCUGGUUGCUCAAUGGACUGCAAAAGGACCAAGACCGAAAUAUUGACAUUUUCAUAACUGGCAUUUCUUCACAAUUAAUGUCGACAUUCGAUUCAGCCCUUCACAUGGACGAUGAACUGACGUCAGACUUGAGCCGGGAACUUGAGAAUGGCCGUUUGGUCCGACUAGUGACCAAAUUGAAUUUCGUCAACGAGCGGCCGGAGUAUGAGCACGACCGGCAGUGGUCCGAGAAUGGGGAGCGAUACUUCCUCAAGAUGUUCCGCGACUACGUUUUCCACCAAGUUGAUGCUCAGGGUGAUCCGGUCGUUGACCUUGGUCAUGUGCUUUCAUGUCUGAAUAAGUUAGAUGCGGGCACCGAUGAGAAAAUCACUCUGGUGAGUCGCGAUGAACAAAGCUGCUUUGUUGUUAGCUACAAAGACAUCAAGAAAGCACUAGAGUCGUCAUUUCAGGCGCUCCUGAAGCCGACCAGAAGGCUUCAUUAA